Gongylonema pulchrum is the source of this 345-nucleotide messenger RNA. The record is from the annotation of a GenBank genome assembly. NCBI's taxonomy places the organism in Eukaryota, Metazoa, Nematoda, Chromadorea, Rhabditida, Gongylonematidae.
CACAUUGCAUGCGUUUUUGUGCGCAAAACAAAGCCUCGCUAUACGCUUCUAUUUUCGCAUCCAAACGGCAGCGAUAUCUCGGAUCAUCUCAUUGGACUUCCGAAUUUACAUGAUGCUGCAAGCGGCUAUGGCAUAAGUGAUGGAACUCCCAGCGAAAAGAACCUUUACUCGGACAUUUGUGCUGUCUACAAAGUUAGCAUCAGUUCCAAUUUUCUCAGACCUUGUUCCCUUUUAAAGCAAGACUUGCCGCUAUUUUACAGUGCACAACCUCAGCCGUAUACUCACUUUCGGGAAAAUGCUGAGAGAACAAAGGGAAGAAUGAGGAACGGUGGGCCACAGUUCUGA